GUCUUAUAUACCCAGUCAGUUCAUCCGCGAACAUGUACGCCAAUCUAUUUAGAAUUCAAAAAAUUGACCUUGCCCUCUCAAAGAUCCUUCAGUUCCCCUUUCUGGGUUUCGGAGGGGUGCCUCUUCGAACUUAGGGAUUCCGAAGUAGAUCGUUUCCAAACAACAACCUGUCAGUCUUAUUCUUCAGCCUGACAUUCCCCUCACCUUGUCCUUUUACGACAUGGCAAAAACAUCUUUGAUGAGACAGUGUUUUAUUACAAGACCAAAGACGCCCGACCCACACCAAGUAUCUAUAAGCUUUAAUUUGUCAGCUAUAUCGUUUCGAUAAAAUUAAUCGAGCCUAGAAUUGCUCACUCCGAGUUCAACUUUCUUUCCUAAAAUGCGUAAUGUGAACUUCACGAAGCCAAACGUGCACAAACUCUUUGUUCAUUGUUCAUUAAUUGCACGACGUAACGCUAAUAAAUGCAAAGUCUUUAACGAACGAAAUAAUCAGCUGGAUAAAACAAUUCGAAUGUUAUAGUUGGGACUGUGAUGCCAAAUCACCAGAUUGUGAUUGACGAAAUGUCUUUCCAAAAAGGAAUAGGGUGCCCAUUUCGGAUUUAAUCCCCUCCCCCCUUUUUGCGAAAAGAAAAAUGUUGACAAGAGAAAUUUUAGAAAACUUCGAUGACUAUAGGCGAUGUCCGCUGUCGCAAUAAUCUGUGUUCCUUAUACCGUACGUUCGUACUACUAAGGCAAAGACAGAAAAUUUAAAUACGAAGACCUUGAACCGAAACAUUGGCCUCACUUCCUAUAUGUUUUAUCAUGUACGCAUUUCGUGUGUAAUGGCCAGGAAUUUUUGAAUUAAUUAUUUCAUUCGUUAUUCCAGUCGUGUGUAAUUCCCAUUAUAAGAAUCGUAUGGGCUUAGGAAUCUUAACUCGUCAUCUCCGUGGCUGACAUUCUAACCGUCUGUCAUGUUCUAGGUUAUAGUUCCUUGAUGAUAGGUCCACGCCCUUCUUGUUAUAACGAUAGCAUCCAACAGACUUUGAACAUCGAGGCUCACCAAAGACAAAGUCUUUGUAGUUAUUCAUCCCCUUUCCCAUUCUUUUACAAUUACCUAUUUGAACCCGACCGAUUCGUCUAUAUAGAGCUAUUGUUUUAUUAAGUUUAAUGCAUACACAAAUUGUCUGAGUGAAACUAAAAGAAAAUUUUUAAACGUGUCGACACACGUAACGUUUAAUUUUUCAGUAUUUCAGUAAUUUAAGUUCAAGUCAAAGUUGAUCUUCCGGGAUGUUGUAUGUACGUGCAUUUAAGGCAACUUGUCCACCGUAACUUGUAGUGUAAUACGAAAGAAAUAAUUAAGAAAAUGUAGAAGCCAUUUUUCUUCGCAUUAGAAACGAAGACUUUAGUUGUAAAUAAAGAUGUCGGCAGCACUGCUGGAUUGCGAUAAAAGCGUGUAUUUGUCAUCACUGAUAUGAAGCGGAAUCAAAGUGUGGCGAGAUUGGAGGUGGAUCUGCUGGCUCGGAUAGAAACGAAAUUAAAAUACAUUUGAUGGGAAACUUACUUCAACAUGACCGUUGUUUUGCCUAGAUUGUCCACAACUGAAGAAAACAUCAACAGGAAGACAAUCCGAAAUGAAUUUGAAGUGACUCUUCGGCUGAGAGUCAAAGGGCCAAAAAAACGCCAAGUCACGAACACCGAUCUAUAUAGAGUUGCAUCUGUUGAAAUCGACCUUGUCUUUCCAAAUAUCUUCGUCUCCGAUCAACUGUUGGAGCCUCUAUACAUGCAAAACGUGGAGGUUCAGAAGUUGUCGAUCUCUAAAGGACAAGUGUUGUCUUAUCCGUACGUGCCGUGUCUUUCCUUUCACGUCACGACAAGAUAAGACAUUGUUUUAUUGCUGUCUGUCAUGUCAGGUGAGUCUUCAACCGACUUAACGACUUGAUUUAUUAGCUUCUUUUCAAGCAAUGCACCCGACGAACAAAUGAUUUCUCCUCGUCUACUUCGUAGUGCACUUGAAGCACAACGGACCGCAAUUAGCCGUUGCAUAAUGCGGACGUAAUUAAAAUGAAAAGAAUAACACCUGUUUAAUUCUAGGUUGAUAAUUAUAGUCCCGUCGGGAACACAUUAAAUCUAAAUAGCAAUAAUCAAAAGGGUCAGUCAAAAAUGAAUAUAAUUAUAAUAAAUUGGAAAUAGUGAGGAAUGCGAGCAGAGAUGAGUUCGGCUUACUUUUGGCUCCACCUAUCUAACUUGAACUUGGCCGACCACCGUCCGUUUACGUCUUUAUUCCAUGUCACCAUGAAAUGGCCAAGCGGCCGCGACGGGGGCGGAAGCGCGUCGAACAUCCGUAUAUUAUACGUAGAGGUUUAUCGAUUUUCUCCAGUCUUCCGCCUACUUAUAGUAAAGUACCCCAUUUUUCGCUAGACCAUCCAUAGCAGGCACUCCUCAAUCACAUCUGGUCGGGAUCAAGGCUUAUAUACCAUGUUAUUUCGGUCUGAAUCACGUUUAUACCAGGCUCGACUAAAAAUGCUUAUUUUCAUGGAACAGCAGACAAUUAAACGGAAAACUGAAAAAUGAACUUUGUGGCAAUUUCUUUCUUCUUUCAGAAAAGCAUAUCGUCCGUUAACAAUAAUUAAAAUGCGUAAUUAAAAAGCUUAGAAUUCAAAAACAACGUGGUGGGAGGUAGGGGCUACGGACUGUAUACGUCAGCACUAUUUCCCAUCUCACGUCACUUUGUUUCUGUAUAUUGGCAUCGCUUUUUUUGGCAUAAUUUGAGCCUGAUAUUAAUUUAAAAGAUUUAAAAAAAAUUGAUUUAUCGUAUUACAAUAAAACUAUAUUAUACAGCGUUUUUGUUUGGGUCUAAUACGCAAUUGUCCAAAAGAAAAUGGGUGAAACGAAGGUGAUUAUUUAACCAUUAUUUGAUGUUACGCUUGAGAAAAUUUAAAAUCUUACUCUUGAAUAAUAUGCGAAAUAGUCGUUAAUGAUUGAAAAUCAACUAUAACGGCAGACAUAUUAAUAUUAAUGUAGAAAUAACAAACAGCAAAGGUGGAAGUGAUGCUCACCAGAAAUCGUUUAAAGAUGGGUGUCCUUAUGACCGCAAGAAGAAAUGUUUAAUUUUUUAGGGGUAAUUAAAUAUGAUCUUUACCACCAUGGAGGGUAAGAAAUAUUUUCUCGAUUUGGAAAUCAAUGGUUAUAAUUUAAUUAUGAAAGUAGAUUCUGGAUGUCACGACUCGAUCAUCAAUAAGCGGACCUGGAAGGGACUUGGCCAACACUCGUUAACCAACAUCAACACCAUCAGGCGAUCGGCCACAGGGGCAGAAGUUGGUGUUAAAGGAGGAUUUAAUGCAAAAGUCCUAUUGGCUGGAAGAGAACAUCAUCUAUCACUUCUAGUGUCAGAAAAUGAGAUAACGCGGAAUCUGAUUGGACGGAGGUGGUUUCCAACUCUAAUGGAUAUCGAUUGGAAUAUCUUUUUCAAUCAUGAAACCAUAACUAUUCGAUCAAAUGUUCCCAUCCGCACAAAGAACAAGUUGAAAGCAUCUGCCAUGACGCAUAGAACUAAGCCGUUCCAUCUCAACGUUAGGAUAGAAACCAUCGAACUGCGCAUGAUGUUGGAUACCGGGGCAACGUCAUCGAUCAUCCAGCAAUCACUUUGGGGAGAGCUAGGUAGCCCUGCUUUGACUCCUACGACGCGAGUAAUGCGUGACACGUCAAAUAACAUCGUGGAACUGAUGGGAGAAUGCAACGUCAAGGUAGAGUAUAUGGGUCAAAGGGCAAAGCUUCCAUUGAUUGUAGCUAAUGACGAUCGUAUAGAAGCAGUUAUUGGAACUCGAUGGUUCUCACUCAUUUCUUUUGAUUUUAAUUCGAUAUUUAUCAACAUGGAGUUCCAGUUGACAGUGAAAUUCGUAGAGGAGACUAGGGAAAAGCAGCCCAUAAAGGAGAGGCAGAAAAUCGUUUUUUGAGUAGGAUGGUGGAGUCAUGGAGAAUUCUGUUAAUGUACAGAAAAGGAAAAAACUCGGCAUAUUUGUAUAUACAUUCUAAGCUGACUACUCUAUUUAUAGACCUACCCCGUGUUCCAGGACAUUGAGCGAAAAUUUACCGAAAAGAAAAAAAUUUUUUAAGCGUUUUCGUGAACAUACUUUUCCUGAACAGAUAGAACCUGGUGACAAUCAAGCAUUUGAAACGAACCCGUGGCACUACCAACGUGUGGCAAACUCUUGUGAAGAGGCCUGGGAAAUGGUUAUAGAAAAAAGCUGUAAUGAAUUAAAACAAAUUUUCGAACUUUUAGAAAUGGUAUGAAGUGUGAGAUUGUUUUGAAACUAUUACAAGCAUGCAGAUCCAACCAUACUUUUUAAAAGUGGGCGUAUUUGCCCUUGCGAGAUGAGUUAAUCGUCGCAAUACACAAAAAAGAAAAUGA
Daphnia magna is the source of this 4387-nucleotide messenger RNA. RefSeq lists its product as uncharacterized. The transcript has a single exon. The coding region runs from base 3108 to 3932 and encodes 274 amino acids. The record is from RefSeq and is a predicted model, not a curated record. NCBI's taxonomy places the organism in Eukaryota, Metazoa, Arthropoda, Branchiopoda, Diplostraca, Daphniidae. Gene Ontology annotation, biological process: proteolysis. Gene Ontology annotation, molecular function: aspartic-type endopeptidase activity.